ACCCGGGUGUCCGCCCAGGGGUCCCAGGAGGUCCCAGGGUUGCAGCGAGUCAGAGCGGGUCACGUGCGGCUGGGCCCACGGUGGGCAUAGCCCCCAGCGUUCUCAGAGCCCAGGGCGGGAUCACUGCGGGCCCAGUCUCGCCCCACCUGCCAGGCCUCGGAGGACACCCACAGAAUUUCAAAACUGUGGCUUUGUCUCCAUGAGCCUGGAGCCUGGUUCCCGCGGCGGCCUGUUCUCCGAGGAGGCAUCGUGCCCCGCCACCCGUGGAGAGCCUGGUGCCCAGGCGAGCUGCAUGCGGAGCCGGGGAUGGAUUUAGAGACCUCUCGCUUCCUGCCGGCCUGAGCAGAGGUGCCCAGAUUCCUUCCUGCCCGGAGCAGGGCCCACAGAACAGGCGCAGGGGAGGAGGCCGAGAGGCCAGGGUGCCCCUCCCCAGGAGGGGCUUCAGCAGGGAGCAGGGGACAGCGGCCUACAUGGCGGAGCCACGCGGAGCCGACGCGGGCCCCGGGGCCACCACCUCGCUGCCACCUGGGGCCCGUCGCUCGGGCCCCUCCCCAGCUCCCCGGUCUGUGGCCUGGCCUGCCGGUCUGGAUGCCGAGCUGAAGAAUCUGCUCAGGGCAUUCGCCCGCUCCUUCCCCGGAGUCCGAGGGCCCGGUUGUGUGGCUGCCAUGGGAACACUGACAGCUCUGAACGUAGGGGCUGCAGCCUGUGCUUCUGAGAGGAGCUACGAAGAGCUCUCGGACUGCACCAGGCACGUGGCGCAGAAGCUGGACUGCUUCUGGCCCAACGCGGCAGUGGACAGGUUCUUCCUCUCCGUCCACCGGCACUACUUCAGAGACUGCCCUGUCUCAGGCAGGGCCUUGCAGGACCCGCCCAGCAGUGUCCUCUGCCCCUUCAUCGUGGUGCCCAUCCUGGUGACCCUGCUCGUGACGGCACUGGUGGUCUGGAGGAGCAGGCGCCUGGAGGGCAUCGUGUAGGCUGGGGGCUCCCGCGCCCAGCAGGGGAGGGGGAGGGCUGUCGCUCAUGGAGGCUGCCGGGCAGGCCAGAGUGUGGGCGUGGGGGCCGAGCCUAGCCAAGGCUUCUGGGACUCCAGUGGCAGAGCAGACCCCCGGUCCCCUCUUCUUCUACCCGAGAAGAGCUCACAGCAGGACUCUGGCGUGGUCACAGCACAGGCAUUGACCUAGAAGCCACCCUAGGAAGGGCAGCCCAGGUGCUGGGAGGGAGCAGAGCGUAGCUGUCAGUGUUUCUGGGGAGGGUUCUGAGCUGUCUCCCAAGGUGUUUAUGAAUCACCCCCUGGCUCGAUCAUGGAUAAGUAGUUUGUGAUUAAAGGAUGUCCUUGAA
Molecule: messenger RNA, 1338 nt
Organism: Lagenorhynchus albirostris (white-beaked dolphin)
Lineage: Eukaryota; Metazoa; Chordata; Mammalia; Artiodactyla; Delphinidae
Gene: RAMP1
Product: receptor activity modifying protein 1
Exons: 3
Coding region: 471-974 (167 amino acids)
Biological process (GO): receptor internalization; intracellular protein transport; protein localization to plasma membrane
Cellular component (GO): signaling receptor complex; cell surface; membrane
Molecular function (GO): coreceptor activity
Source: RefSeq, a predicted model, not a curated record